AUGACAGAAAAAGACUCUGAAAAGGGUAGUGUAAAGCCCGAGUACGAUGAACCAAUUCAAGCUGAAGUCCUUCCCGUUUCCAAUAUACAACUCGGUGAAACGAGAAGAGCUUUGAAAUCUAGACAUGUACAGUUAAUUGCUCUUGGCGGUUGUAUUGGUACGGGUCUUUUCGUCGGUUCUGGUCAAUCGUUGGCUCAGUCAGGUCCUGCUUCCUUGUUUCUCGCUUACAUCGUCAUGUCGUUUGUAAUUUGGAGUGUCAUGAACGUUUUGGGUGAAAUGAACACUUACCUUCCUAUCGCCGGUGCUUCUCCUUCUCUCUAUAUCGACCGCUUUGUCGAUAAAUCUCUGGCUUUUGCUACUGGUUGGAAUUAUUGGUAUGCUUAUGUCUUUCUUAUGGCUUCUGAAGUCACUGCCGCUGCUAUUAUCAUCGAAUACUGGACCGAAUCCGUCCCUGCCGCUGCUUGGAUUGCCAUUGUCCUUUUUCUCUUGGCCAUGCUCAAUUCUUUCCUCGUCAAAUGGUACGGUGAAACUGAGUUUUGGCUUGCCAUCGUCAAAGUCGUCACCAUCGUCGGUCUGAUUAUCCUUAGUAUCGUCAUCUUCUUUGGAGGCACCCCAAAACACGAUCGUUUAGGUUUCCGAUACUGGAAACACGGCAUGGCUUUCCGUGAAUACUUGGUCACCGGUGGCCCCGGUCGUCUUUGUGGUUUUUGGAUGGCUGUUGUCAAGAGUGGUUUCUCUUUUGUUCUUUCUCCCGAAUUAAUUACCAUUGCUUCCGGUGAAACCGAAGCUCCUCGUCGAAACAUCCCAAAGGCCACAAGCAGAUUCAUCUACCGUCUUGCCUUCUUUUACAUUCUCGGUACCUUGGCUAUCGGUGUCAUCGUCUCUAGCAAAGAUCCCCACUUGUUGAGCGCUGUCUCCAAAGGUUCCGGUAGUGCCAGUGCUUCUCCUUUUGUUAUUGGCAUCCAAAACGCUGGAAUCCGCGUUUUAAAUCACAUCAUCAAUGCUGUCAUUCUAACUUCUUCCAUUUCUUCCGGUAACUCUUUCUUGUACGCUGGCUCACGUUCCUUGUACUCCCUUGCCGUUGACGGACAAGCCCCCAAAAUCUUCAAGCGCUGUAAUCGAUGGGGCGUUCCUUAUGUCUCUGUCUUGUUCACCAUCCUCAUUGCUUGCCUUUCCUUCUUAAAUGCCUCCUCCUCCUCCGCCAUGGUCUUUACCUGGUUCACAAAUCUUUCUACUAUCUCUGGCUUCAUUGCUUGGAUCUGUAUCCUCAUUACUUACCUCCGUUUCAGAAGAGCCAUGGUCAAAGAAAACAUGUUAAAUCUCAUGCCCUUCCGUUCUCCCUUUCAACCCUAUGCUUCCUACAUAACCAUUUUCAUUGUUUCGUUGAUCACAAUCACCAAUGGUUUCCCCGUCUUCGUUGGCCAUCACUUCACUGCUUCUAGUUUCAUUGCCGCUUAUAUUACAUUGCCUAUUUUCUUAGUCUUGUAUUUGGGCCAUAAGCUAUUCACGAAAAAUUGGAAGUGGUUCAAGAGAGUCGAUGAAUUGGACAUUACGAGUGGCUUGGCUGAAGCAGAGGAAGUUGAAAGUAGAUACAUUUUGCCAAAACCGAAAAAUUUUCUUGAUAAAAUAUGGAUGUGGAUUGCUUAA
Schizosaccharomyces octosporus yFS286 is the source of this 1647-nucleotide messenger RNA. Its product is annotated as proline specific permease. The record is from RefSeq and is a predicted model, not a curated record. The transcript has a single exon. The coding region runs from base 1 to 1647 and encodes 548 amino acids. NCBI's taxonomy places the organism in Eukaryota, Fungi, Ascomycota, Schizosaccharomycetes, Schizosaccharomycetales, Schizosaccharomycetaceae. Gene Ontology annotation, molecular function: amino acid transmembrane transporter activity. Gene Ontology annotation, biological process: amino acid transmembrane transport. Gene Ontology annotation, cellular component: membrane.